CACAUUCCUAUAGGAUAACAUUGGCAAAGUAAAUUACGCGCGGCGUCACAACCUUGGCGAAUAACAAAGAAAACGUCUGAAGUCACUUUCAGAGGAACAGGCAGGUCAUGAAUGACAAUGGUUAGCAAUGAAUAGUGUCAGGAGUUUCCUCCACGGAGCAAAGCAGGAAAUGCAGUUACGUUUUAUCUGAUGAUUGAAACCCGAGGUCCAGUCAUGGCGAUCGGGAUCAAAAUCCUUGAGGUCAUUUGCGCCCUAAAAUUUGUCGGAACUUUCCUCUUCGGGGGCUUUGGCUGCCUGUUCUUCGCCAUCUACCUUCUGUCCACUCGAUUGUACUUCAUCCCUCUGAUCUACCUGGUGUGGUUCGUGUGGGACCGGGACACUUCCGAGAAGGGUGGAAGACGCCUGGAAUCACCCAGGAACUGGCGUGUGUGGCGCCUCGCAGCGGAGUAUUUCCCGAUGAAACUGCACAAAACUGUUGAUAUCGCUACAGAUCGGAAUUAUGUUUUUGCAUAUCAUCCGCAUGGGAUUCUAGGAUUUGGAGCAUUUAUGCACUUUGCUACAAAUGGAACACACGCAGAUAAAAUAUUCCCUGGACUGCGGAGAUCUCUUUUGAUACUCAAAGGACAAUUUGACUUUCCUUUUUAUCGGGAAUAUUUGAUGCUGGCAGGAUUGUGUGCCGUUACCAAGCGAAGUAUAGAAUGGAUGCUCACACGAGAGGGGAAAGGAAAUGCAGUGGUCAUCAUAAUAGGGGGCGCUAAAGAAGCAUUGGAGGCACAUCCGGGAAGAUACUGCAUCGAUCUGAAGGAGAGGAAAGGGUUUAUCAAAAUAGCCAUGAGGCACGGGGCCGACAUCGUGCCAGUAUUUUCAUUUGGCGAGAACGACAUCUACCAUCAAGUUAGCAAUCCAAAGGGCUCCCGACUCCGCAACGCCCAGGAAUGGCUGAUGCAGUACACCGGAUUCUCCCCGCCCAUCCUAAUGGGGAGGGGCUUCAUUCAGAAGUAUUUUGGAAUGAUGCCAUUUAGGAGGCCUGUAAAUACAGUGGUUGGGAGUCCGAUACCAGUCGAAAAGAUUGCCGAGCCGUCCAGAGAACAAAUAAAAGACAUGCAUGCCAUUUACAUAAAAAAGCUGGAGGAAUUAUUCGAAGAACACAAGGGACGUUUCGGAGUGAGUGAAGAUACUCACAUAACGUACAUGUAAAAAUGAGACUAUUGGACGGAAAAGUACGUCCAGUGGCAUCAGUAGAAAUGAGACCACGACGGAAAUGCGAGCCCGUACUGGCAUCAGUUGGGAAGAUUAUUAAAGACUGGAAGUCGUCAAAUGGGGUGUCUACAGAAACUAUAGUCGAAAUGAGAGUCGGUGGACUUAUAGACCAUUUAGUGGCGUGAAAAUGAAAAAAGAUUUCACAGAAGCCGUCCGUAUGACUGCAAAAAAAACAUGAUGGGACGACCACAAGAAUAUGAUGGUUAAUAUAUCCGGUUUUAAUGACAUCCAACAUGCAGUUACCAACCUUUUGUCCGGGGUAAUGAAGUAUGGAUAUCUGUGAACGUUUUUGAGUUGUCUUGCCUCUUGGGAAGGUUACAUGUCACAUGACUAUGAUAUUAUCCAUUGGCAAACAACAUGCAAUUCUUUGACCAUACAUGUACUUAAAUUCUUCGACAGACCACUCGUAAGGAUCUGUCCGACAAACGUUGUUGCAUGCACAGUCAUCCUAAGGAAAUUGGGGAUGAUGUUCGCUUCUCCGUCCAUAGCUGCACACAAACCUAUGGUCGUGAUUGUUGGUGUGAAAGGCGGGAGAAGCGAAUAUUAAACCCCACAUCUCCUCAGGAUGCAUAGUGGGCCAACGGGCCAAUCAUUAAAAAACCCAACAAAAGCAUGUACAUGUACAUGUAAGAACAGAAUCGUUCGAAAGAACCUCAUUGUGUUCACGUUCGGCUGCAUGGAUCAACAAGAAUAACACAAAACGUGAAGAGUGGCAAACUAUUUUUUAAUCACGUUUUCAUAAAUAAUGUACAUGUAGUUAAUAAGAACAAUAAUUUAUAUUUUUUUGAUUAUAUGUAAUGUUUAUAAUAAUAAAAAUAGAUAAAACAGAUCAAUUUCAACAUAAACUGAAGCGAGUAUAAUAAUAACGAAAUUGUAAAUAACCUGAAAUGCUUAAAAUAAUCACGAUACAGUCACUUUGAUAAAUCAUUUUGGCGCUUUUUUAUUUAUUUUUCAAGAAACUGGCCGUUCAGAUACCCGUUAGAGAAAAGAAAAUGUAUGUCCCAGAUGUUACACUCAUGUCGCAGUGUUCGCAGUCACCUGCACGCCUCAGUAGAUGGGUACAUUGCAUGCAACAUGUACAUCGCAUGCCCAAGUUGUACCUUUAAGUUUUUCUCAAAGGCAGCACAAUAUCAAACAUGUCAAACGACGAUGUCUCCAACCUGAAACAAAAGCCUACGAGAACAGGCGGUCGACAUUUAAGUUCGAUAUAAGCUGGACUUUUUAAGCUUCUUAAGUUUUGAGAAACCGCAUUCAUGACACAAUCUAGGUAACAACUUGCGUAAUUGUGGUCCUACUUUAUUUCUGACGCCGCCUCCAGU
This is a messenger RNA of Lineus longissimus, 2579 nucleotides long. RefSeq names its product 2-acylglycerol O-acyltransferase 1-like. The coding region runs from base 190 to 1197 and encodes 335 amino acids. Gene Ontology annotation, biological process: triglyceride biosynthetic process. The record is from RefSeq and is a predicted model, not a curated record. Gene Ontology annotation, molecular function: diacylglycerol O-acyltransferase activity. The transcript is spliced from 6 exons. Gene Ontology annotation, cellular component: endoplasmic reticulum membrane. Lineage: Eukaryota; Metazoa; Nemertea; Pilidiophora; Heteronemertea; Lineidae.